Messenger RNA from Perkinsus marinus ATCC 50983, 516 nucleotides. RefSeq lists its product as hypothetical. The coding region runs from base 1 to 516 and encodes 171 amino acids. NCBI's taxonomy places the organism in Eukaryota, Perkinsozoa, Perkinsida, Perkinsidae. The record is from RefSeq and is a predicted model, not a curated record. The transcript is spliced from 2 exons.
AUGUCGACCCACGGCUGCGAAUUGCCGGUAGGGGUAGGGGAAGACCAGGAGUCAACGGCCAUGAGAGCUGAGUGUGGUCUGGGGCUGGAGGAUCUAUUGGAGCGAUUGAAGAGAGAAGAGGUUCCUACUGUGGCUUUGUCGAUGGUUUUGAGGCCGCCGAACCCCACAGUGGGUGAUGGCCGACCUCUUAUUCUUGAGGGCCUCGGCAAGGAGAAACUCCCGCGGGUGUUCGUCAGUGUCGACAUGAGGAUUAUCCGACCGAGCGUUGAGGAGGUCGGCUCUGAUGAGCUCACAAGAUUCGGCGAUCGGACUGUCGUACACCAUGUUAGGGAUGGCUUCAUCAGGUUUGCGGACUCAAUGAAGCAUAUCAGCUGGGUAGUUGGUCUUGGCAAGGCUACUGUGCUGAGGGAAGAGAUUGUGUCUUUGAGUGAACGCAAGAGGAGAGAGGAGGUCGACAUGGAGAUGGACGCCGAGGGGCUGCGCAAAAUUUGGGAGAAGUGCCCCCUGUCGCGAUAA